This is a messenger RNA of Talaromyces atroroseus, 2049 nucleotides long. RefSeq lists its product as hypothetical. The record is from RefSeq and is a predicted model, not a curated record. Lineage: Eukaryota; Fungi; Ascomycota; Eurotiomycetes; Eurotiales; Trichocomaceae. Gene Ontology annotation, biological process: urea transmembrane transport. Gene Ontology annotation, molecular function: urea transmembrane transporter activity. Gene Ontology annotation, cellular component: plasma membrane. The transcript has 5 exons. Bases 1 to 2049 code for a protein of 682 amino acids.
AUGGCCCUACUGCCUCAAAGCGCUGGAUAUGCGACCAUCUUGGUCGGCGGCGUCUUUUUCGCUACCCUGAUGAACGUAUUCACAUGGGUCCAGAGACGGUACACAAACUUUGAUCCUGGCAAGAUUGAGGAGUUCUCCUCAGCUUCCAGAUCCGUCAAGACCGGCAUGUUGUCGGUAGGCAUCACGUCUGCGUGGGUGUGGGCAGCAGUCUUCCUGCAGACAGGAACACUCACCUACAGCUACGGUGUUUCUAUACCCUGGUGGUUCGGCAUCGGAGGAUUCGUGGAAAUCGCAGCUUUCUCAUUCAUCUCCUCGAAAAUAAAAGCGAAUGCUAGCGGAGCCUCAACUUAUCUUCAGGUUGCCAAGGUGCGCUUCGGUGUUUUGGGCCACUGGGCGUAUAUGUUCGCCGCUCUUGUCGCCAACUUCGUCGUAGGGUGUGAGAUUCUUAUCGGCGGUGCUGGUGUUCUCACGGGAAUGACGGGUCUGAGCGAAUAUGCUGCCAUUUGGCUCUUACCGCUUGUCAUUGUUGCCUACGUGCUGACUGGUGGUCUUCGUGCAACUUUCAUAGCCGAUUACCUCCAUUGUUGUAUCCUGUUUACAUGCCUUGUCGUCCUGAUUCUGGCAACUUACACCCGAGGCGAUGCUAUUGGCUCGCCUGGAAAGCUGUAUGACCUUUUACUCGCUGCUUCCGAGGCGGUUCCUGUCUCAGGUAACGGACAUGAGUCUUAUCUCUCUUUUCGAAGUCAGGGUGGCAUGUAUUAUGCGCUGACAGCCACUACUUCGUUUUUCGGCCUGUCAUUCUGCGAUCAGUCAUACUGGCAGCGAAGCAUUGCAGCUCGACCUGCCGGCACUAGCAAAGCCUUUAUCUUCGCUGGUUGCUUCUUUCUGUCGGUUGGAUUGGGUAUUGGAUCCUCGAUGGGUUUGGCCGCAAGGGCUCUGGUGUCUAAUCCCGCCUUCCCAGGCUAUCCCAAUGGGCUUUCUCUAGCAGAAAUUGAUGCAGGGCUCGCUGGGCCGUACGCGAGUAUAGUGGUCCUAGGCAAAGCCGGGCCAGCAAUGUACACUAUUAUUGCAUUCAUGGCAACUACUUCGGCGUUGUCUGCGCAGCUAGUGGCUGUCGCGACCAUUUUCUCCUAUGAUAUUUAUCGGGAAUACGUGAAUCCGACCGCAACAAAUUCCCAAUUGAUGAGAAUCAACCAUGCGACGGUCAUCGGUUGGGCCAUCUUCCUCGCUUGCAUCAACACUGCAUUCGCCUACAUUGGUCUCAAUCUCAACUUCCUCUUCUACCUCAUGGCUGUCUGUACCUCUGGUAGCGUAUUCCCAAUUGGCCUUCUAAUGUGCUGGACUCGACUCAAUAAGGCCGGCGCAGUAUUGGGCGUAAUCGGGGGUUUGGUCAUAGGCAUGGUGGCGUGGCUAGUGACAGCUGUUACCACUCAAGGCACGAUAUCUACCACCACACUGACCGAUAGCAAGGUAAUUCUUGCGGGCUCUUUGUCAGCCCUAGGAAUUGGCGCUAUCAUAUCCGUAGGCUUAUCGCUCAUCAAGCCUGCCUCCUUCGACUUUGAGCUUACGCGAGCCAUCGGUCGAGGCUCUACAGUGCCCCUCGAUGCAGCGUCCACAUCGGCGGACAAAAAGCUGCAUAUCAACCAAAGUUCUAUUGAUGGGUCUAGGAAAGGCCAAGGCACGUACGAGCCUGCUCUGAAUUUGGUGAAUGGCGGAGGUUCAACUCCUGACUCUGAGGCUCUUUAUGCCGAGGAGGUAGCCAAACUCGAGAAGUCACAAACCAAAUUCCGCAUCAUUACUGGCACCUUACUUCUCAUUAUCCUUGUCCUCAUCCCCGCUCCUCUUGCUGGGACCGCUGUGGUGUACCCAAGGGGCCUCUUCAUUCUGCAAUGUGUGGCAGCAGCGACGUUUGCGUUGUUUAGUCUAGUCUUGAUUGUAUUUUGGCCCUUAUUUGAGUCACGAAAGGAACUCUCUACGAUAUUCGAUCGGAUUGCUCACAAGAAGCGUCUUGAUAAGAGCAUUGCUCAAUAUUCGGAUUCGGUUCCAUGA